AUAAUAACAAUAAUGAUAAUAAUAAUUGACACACUUCAUCAAUCAAUCAAACACCAACAUAUAUUAUCGAAGAUAUAUGGACACACAAAUACUGAACCUAUAUCGGUCCUCCUAGCCGUGUCCCUCCUAGCAGUGCCCCACCGACCUGCCACCGGCGUAAGGAGGGGUGAUGGAGAGCGGGCUGAGCGAGCAGAGAUGGAAGUUCCGAGCCAAUGAGUUCUACACCUCCUCCUCGACAAUCUCUGUCCGUGGCAUCCUUGGUCGGCUUUGGGGCAGCCUCAGCGAGGACAACCCGAGGCCGGUCAUCCCACUAGGCCAUGGCGACCCUUCCGUCUUCCCCUGCUUCUGCACCUCCCCUGUCGCCGAGGGAGCCAUCUUUGAAUCCGUCAGCUCUGGCGGGUUCAACUGCUACUCCUACCCUGUCGGAAUUCUCCCUGCGCGGAGAGUACCUCUCUAAGGAUCUCCCUUAUGCACUGUCUCCCGAUGACGUGUUCUUAACGGUCGGGUGCAUACAAGCUAUUGAGGUCAUCAUAUCGGUCCUUGCACGUCCCAGUGCCAAUAUCCUCCUGCCAAGACCUGGUUUCUUUCACUACGAAACGUGUGCUUCAUCCAGUAACCUCGAAAUGAGGCACUUCGAUCUUCUUCCGGAAAGAGGCUGGGAGGUAGAUCUCAUGGGUGUUGAGAAGCUUGCAGAUGAGAACACAGUGGCAAUGGUCAUCGUAAACCCGGGCAAUCCUUGUGGGAAUGUCUAUAGCUACGACCAUCUGAAGAAGGUCGCAGAGAUGGCCAAAAAGCUCGGGAUUAUGGUGAUCUCCGAUGAAGUAUACGCCCAUCUAGUUUUUGGGAAUACACCAUUCACUCCCAUGGGAGUGUUCGGAUCCAUUGCUCCCGUCUUGACUCUAGGAUCGAUAUCAAAGAGGUGGAUUGUUCCGGGAUGGCGACUCGGUUGGCUUGUUACGACUGAUCCGAAUGGCAUCCUCACAAAACAUGGGGUUGUUGAGUCCAUCAAGGGAUUCCUAAGUACCUCCCCCGAUCCGGCUACCUUCAUACAGGGAGCAGUUCCACAGAUACUUGAGAAGACACCAGAUGAUUUCUUCUCGAGAACAAUCGACGUACUCAAGCAAACUGCAGAUAUAUGUUAUGAGAUGAUUAAAGAUAUCCCCUGCAUUACUUGUCCGUACAAGCCCGAAGGGUCCAUGUUUGUAAUGGUUAAGCUGAAUUUGUCGAUGCUGGAUGGCGUAAAAGACGAUGUAGACUUUUGCAUGAAGCUUUCCAAGGAGGAAUCAGUCAUUGUUCUCCCUGGUGUAGUUGUUGGAAUGAAGAAUUGGCUUCGCAUUACUUUCACCAUCGAGCCGUCUUUGCUCAGAGAUGGGCUAGAAAGGAUUAAGGCCUUCUAUGAGAGGCAUGCCAAAGCGCCGUAAGAUCCGUUACAGACUCAAGCAAAUGACCCAGUGACAGUAGAAACCGACAUCUGCCUGUUGGUCCUCAAGCCCUCCAUCGUAUAAUAGCUUCCAAGCAAUGUUGCUUGUAACUUGUAAUGAAUUGACCAGAAUAAACUCUCUUCCAAAAGAUGCAUUUUGCUUCGCUGCAAAAUGUUCGAAUAUGGAGGGGAAAUUGAGAUUGACAUGGCGACUUCUUGUUCCAAAA
This is a messenger RNA of Punica granatum (pomegranate), 1647 nucleotides long. Lineage: Eukaryota; Viridiplantae; Streptophyta; Magnoliopsida; Myrtales; Lythraceae. The record is from RefSeq and is a predicted model, not a curated record.